CUGGCUGUGUGUGUGCCUAUAGCCCCCUCUCUCUCACUCUCACAUACACACUGCAUACACAUGCUCCCUCACUUCUACGCACACACGCAGAGCUGAUCAGUGCAGGCAGCGCAGAGCCCGGUAAUUGUAUUGCUCACUCCAAGUGGAAGGAAGGACCGAAAGAGAAGAAGAUCAGAGAAAGAAGAGAAAAGAAGAGAGAGGAGAGAUAUAAAAAAAAAACUUUGAUUUUUUUUUUUGUGUUUAAUUUCUUGCCAUUUACCCUGAGGAGGUUGACAUGACAAUGACCCGGUAUCGCCGAUGGAUUCGGUAGGACACCCGUUAUCCGAGUGUUUUUUAAUGCACUCUGAACAAGAAAUGAACUUAUCGAAGGGGCCCUUAGUGAACAGCAGCAGUGAAGAUAACUCCAAGUCGUCUUAUGGUAAAUGCGGCGCUGGCGCCUGGAGAAUGCACCAGAGCUACGAUCCACUGGAGGCCAACCACAUGAGAGACGCACAUGCCCUCUACAACCCCAGGCUUCUCUGCAGAAUGUCCAGUAAGGAGCGCCACCUUGAGUCCAGUUGUCCGUCCUCUUAUAUAAAGACUGAGCCGUCUAGUCCUGCCUCCCUGACUGAUAGUCUAAACCAUCACUCCCCUGGUGGCUCCAGCGACGCCUCUGGCUCAUAUUCGUCCACGAUGAACGGUCAUCCCAAUGGCUUAGACUCCCCAAGCCUUUAUGGCUCCAACGCAGGGCCCCUAGGACCUGCUGGCGGCCCUGGAUCAAAGCGUUAUGAGGACUGUUCAUCAACCAUUGGGGAAGAUUCACAAAUUAAGUGCGAGUACAUGUUGAAUUCCAUGCCCAAGAGGUUGUGUCUCGUGUGCGGGGACAUUGCGUCAGGUUACCACUAUGGAGUGGCAUCCUGCGAGGCCUGCAAGGCCUUCUUCAAACGCACCAUCCAAGGCAACAUUGAGUACAGCUGUCCAGCCACCAAUGAGUGCGAGAUCACCAAGAGGAGACGCAAGUCGUGCCAGGCCUGCCGCUUCAUGAAGUGUCUGACUGUUGGCAUGCUGAGGGAGGGUGUUCGUCUGGACAGGGUUCGCGGUGGAAGACAGAAGUACAAACGCCGGAUAGAUGCAGACAACAGCCCGUACCUGAAUCCACAGCUGGCUCUGCCCCCCAAGAAGCCAUUUGCCUUUGGCUGCCUUGCAGAUAACAAAAUCGUAUCUCACCUGCUGGUGGCUGAGCCAGAGAAGAUUUAUGCCAUGCCGGACCCGACAGUACCAGACAGCGACAUCAAGGCCCUGACUACGCUGUGUGACCUGGCGGACAGAGAGCUGGUGGUCAACAUUGGUUGGGCCAAACAUAUUCCAGGUUUUUCCACGCUGUCUCUGGCAGACCAGAUGAGUCUCCUACAGAGUGCAUGGAUGGAAAUCCUGAUCCUACGCGUUGUCUACCGUUCACUGCCCUUUGAAGACAAGUUGGUGUAUGCUGAGGACUACAUAAUGGACGAGGAUCAGUCGAAAUUAGCUGGACUUCUGGACCUGAACAAUGCCAUCCUUCAGCUGGUCAAGAAAUACAAAUCGAUGAAACUAGAGAAGGAGGAAUUUGUCACUCUCAAGGCCAUUGCUUUGGCUAACUCAGACUCCAUGCAUAUUGAAGAUGUGGAUGCAGUACAGAAGCUCCAGGAUGUGCUUCACGAGGCCCUGCAGGACUACGAGGCUUCCCAGCACCAGGAGGAUCCCCGUCGGGCAGGCAAGCUGCUCAUGACCCUCCCCUUGCUCCGCCAGACCUCCACCAAGGCUGUGCAACACUUCUACAGCAUCAAGCAGGAUGGCAAAGUCCCAAUGCACAAACUCUUUUUGGAGCUGCUGGAAGCCAAGGUCUGAGGACAGGGACUAGAUGGAAGGACAGCUAGAGUCUGAUCCACCUGGGCUUCAACUCGAACUCUGAACAUCAACUUUGAAUGACCUCUUGCUCUUUUACACGCACUCUCACAGAUACAUGCACACACACACUCACACACACACACAGAAAUAUGAAGUUUGUCUGCUGACACAUCUUCCUAUAAAUAGACGCUAUCCAGACCUCUUACCUGAACUUGAAAGACCACGUCUUUGACAAAAGGGUGUUGACUUGAUGAUCUUUUUUGGAGGAAGACGGUGACAGACUGUGUAACUCCCAUUUAUCAAUGGAAGACGAUAUUUGCUAAGAGUAACUUAACAGUUCCCACAGUGACUCCAAACACUGACGAUGACAAACACUUAUGCAUUUAAUAACAAUUAGGAUGUUAUUAAUGACAAACGCUUAAAUGAGGACAUGUUUAAGACACUGAACAGUCUUCAUUUUAGCUCCGGGAGACUGUAAGACUGCACUCGUGUCUCCUUUCCCCCUCCUGUUUCCCUCAGAGUUUUUUAGCGUUCAAGAAGAAGACGAGUGGACAAAAAAUGAACACUUAGGAGGUGUUAAUGACAUUUAUUGUUGAAGUACAUGUACAAUGAAAUUUGAAUCAAUGGACAGAAAGAAAAGAAGAGGAGAUUUGCCCUGCCAAAGAAUGGAAUCAUCCAUUCAGAGGAUGCCAGCAAACUUUACUGUCAUAACCCAAAACCAUUUCUGUUUUGAUCUGCCAGUGGUUUUCGGUCCUGGGCCUCAAGAGUACUGCUGGUUCUCUCUUCCUGUAAUUAUUAAAUUGUUUUCUGGGUAUUAUGAAAACCAGCAGCGCUUAAGGUUUUAAGGAACAGCAUUGGAAACAACUGCUUUAAACUCUUUUUGGUUCUCCCUAAAUUCAAUUCCUGGUUUCCCAUGACUCCCCCGCUUCAAGUACAACUUUACUGUUUGCUGUAUUUGCUGAGGACUGGUCAUCCUGGCCUCUCAAACCUGUCUUGCCAUAAUAUCAAUGUUUGUGCACUUGACAAAGCUAAAAAUGGUUUCAGAUAUUCUGAUCACGUGGGGUGUAAUUAAUUGGCUGAGUUUAAAAGUAUAAAUAUGACCUCUAAUUGCUAAUAACAGAGUAAAGCUUGAUUGAAACUUCAUAAAAUGGUCAAAAAUACAUGGCUAACAAACAAAUUUGGGCAGAGUUUACAUUCUGUGUAUACUGCAUAAUCUGUGAAAAACACCUCUUGUGUUCAGACGUGUAUUUGAACAAUUUUUAGCAGUUUUGUGGCCCUGAUUUGCAGCUCUUCACAUACCAGUCAGUAGGGAUUUAAGUCUAUCAACGUGCCAUUAGUAGUCCAGCCCAGGCUCAUUAGCCACACUCCAAAAACUCCAAAGUCUCACCUCUGUAUUACCCUCCUUGUCCCGUUGUGUUCACGACUUCCAGCUCAUCUCCUGCGUCAGUACAGAGAUAUUCUUGUGACUCGUUCAGGGAGUGUAGGGGGAGCCGCAGUCACUCGGCGCAAUUCAAACCAGAAGGAAAGGUGUGCUGACAAAACCGACUGAAUAAUAGGUAUUGUUGCUUUAAAACUCCUCGAUCUUUUUUCUUAAUUUCUACCUUGAAAAUAAUCUUAGCGAUGAUACCAAUAUUAGGGUUGUAAAUAAUUGUCAUCCUGUAUAUGACAUAUAACAUGGCUUUGUUUUUGUUAUUAAUAUUGUCUUCUUAAAACUGAAUCAAUCAAUAUGUCUUUCCUUUUUUCUAUCAGCUUGACCACUUUCAGCAAUUAUCAUAUAUAUAUAUAUAAAUAUAACAAGUAAUAAUGUAUUAACAAAUCAGCGUUUAUCUUAGAAACUCUGAGCAAUAGUGGUUUUCAAGGAGGGGUUUGUGUAUAUGGACUAAGUCUGCAAUAUUAACAUUACAUGCCAGUCUUAAAUUCGGGAGAAAGGGGGAUGAGGAUUUGGAGGAGAAUGUGUAGCUUCUCCUUCUCUCUGUGUAACUUGCCAUAAGCUAUUAGAUAACAGUCACUGGGCAUUUCCUUUCAUGACCGCUAAGAAGAAAAAUACAACCCAGGAGUGUAUUCGCUUAGAAGCUGUGUAAAGGUUGCAACUGGGAGAAGUAAUACAAGCAACUAAAAACAAAAAGAUUCAGCAUCCAGUUUGCAAUUAUCACCUUCUGAAGUCCGCACCUUUCAUGUGACCAGGCUCUUUUUCCAUUGACAUUUGAUCUGAUUGAACCAGGACAAUUCUUGUAGUGAUAAAACACUUAGAUAGUACACAAUUUUCCCUCAUUUGUGGCUUGAGGUGCAGUUCUUUUGGACAUGUGACUGAGUGUGGGGACCAUGAGAGUACCUUGACUAAAUUUAAAUCUUUGCUGAGGGGUAAAAUGGUGCUAGCAAAAUCAAAAUGUCCUGUUACCUCACUACCCCAUUUCCUGAAACACUUGAUUUUUUUUGAGGAGUUGAAAUUAUUAAAGCUUUUAGCCUACGUACAACAAUUACCGUAUUAUGUAAUUUAAAUCAGCUUCUGUAUAAAUUGAACAUGGGACGCUAAUUACCUCAGCUGAAUACAACAGUAAUUUAUAUGAUUUAAUAUUGAUUUGUCAACUUGUCAUUUGUAAAAAAUAGGUAAUGUUACUUGUUAAAAAUUCUGACACUUUCUGAAUUUUAGACAAAAAAUGGAAACGCUGAGCUGGCAGGCAGCUGUCUUACAAAGAGACACUGAUUUUAUGGUUAAAGUAAAAUUGCAUACAGUUUGGUUGAGUUAUCACAGCUUUAACAGGUAAAAGGUUGAUGGAUUUUUUUUAAAUAUAUAUAUAUAUAUUUAUGCACUUUCUAAAGCCAAGUAAGGAUGCCAAAAUGUGUAUUUUACAUGACAGCGUAAUCUAAUAUAAAAUGGCAACUUGUCACAGCUGAGGAGUGCUGCAGUUUAAAUGUAGUUGAUCUCUAACAUCACACGCUCAGUAUCAACCAUUAGUAUUAUUAGUAAGGGGUAUUUUCUCAGCCUUCUUAAACAUUGUAUAUUGUAAAUUAUACAGAUUAUAAUUCUAACAUAAGACAUUUUAUUGGACACAAAAUGAAGAAAAAAAAGAAAAAAAAUGUAGUUCAACCUGUGUGUUUCAUGUUUGCUGUUUUUUCUAUCAAGGAAAAAAUCUCUCUUUGGUUCAUCUCUUUUUCUUUUAGGUCUUUUUUUUUUAUGUUUGAACUUUUUUCUCCUCUGUUGAGUCCUCUAAGGCGUUGCUGUGUACUUUUUCUUGUGGUGAUUCCCGUUCUUGUGCUGUGUGCUUCUUCUUUAGACAACACAGAGUAGAGUAGAGGCCAUGUUGUCUGUCUGUCUGUCGGAUCAGUCCGCUGGGGGUCUGGGCACCGGAUUCUCUCACAAUGAACCGAAUCGUAUAUAAGGCUCUUCUGCUAGAAAUUUAACUAGACCACCAGGAUCAAAUUACAGUAUCCAUCUUUACCAAACUAUACAUAAAUAAUUAAAUAUUUAGUAUCUAAAUGAAGAAACACCUUAACAAGUAUUUAAAAAGGGAUCAUUUGUGUAACUUUCCUGUAGAUUGAACAGUAUAUUGUAUAUCUUUAGGUUAAAUAAAGCUGAAAUGAAAAGGACAUUUGAGUAAUUCAGAACUGUAGGUGACUCUUUUUUGAUAAACUCGCUGUACAUAACUGCCUUCCAUACAGCUCAGCUCAGUCAUUAUCUUUGCUGUUUUCAGGCAAAAAGAGAAAAUACUAAACCGAUUUUUUUUCGUCCCUGUUUCCUGGAAAAUAUCUUGCUUUACAAUAGACAGUGAAAAACCUGUGUGGCUUGAUGGGAAAGACAUGUUUUAAGAAACAUGUUUAAUUUGCGCUCGCUGCUGCUCUAUACCAUAUAUUCAUUGCAUUGUGGGGCACCAGGUUCUGCAAAAUUCAUACUGAAACUCAAAUUUUCCCCAACUUUAAAUAACAUGUGAUUACCCUACCUGCUAAAAUAAAUUUCUGGAUCCAUACGCUGUGAUGCAAACACCAUGACUUCAAAUAUUCUAGUGUUCAACAAAGGUUUUAACACAUUUUUUAAAACAUGAUUAUACAGAAAAAAAAAGGUUUCACAAGUAGGAAUACAUGAUAUUUUUAUGAUCAAGCUUCGAAUUGCAUACAGCAUAUGUAUUUUGAUUGUAACAUAGAAAAGUGUCCCCCUGGAAAAAAGGAUGGUAUUCAUUACCACCGACUGUACAUUAUUCCACACACAACAAAUGGAAGAAAGGCACUCUUUUUCUUACAGUUAUUUUCUGUUGCUGUUUAUUUAUUUGUCAGUUGCCCAAAAAUUGUGUGUACUCCUGAAACGAUUCACUAAGAAAGAUGUCAAGUGAUUAAUGCAAAGCUGAAUCUGGUUAGUAGCCACGUUUGACAUUCAUACUGAACAUGAUUCACAAUGAUGCCAUUUUAUUUUGCUCACUGUUGUCAUUUCAGAUGACGAAUGCUAAAUUUGACCAGGAAAAAAAUUUGGAAGGGAAACUAUGUAUUUUGUCCGGAGGUUUUGAUGUAAUCUGCUGCUCAUAGCCACAAUAUGAUUUAAUUGUAUUUUUUCUUCUUGUUAAAAAGCAAUAUUUUGAAGACUGUACAAUUAUGAGGCAAGUGUUGCACAUGUUUCUGUUGGGUCAUAGAUCCAAAUACUAAAUAAUCUAUUAGAAUGAUUCUGUCAUUAGUGUUAAAAAGCAAAGGGAAGGAGAAGGAAGGAGCAGCUGGGUUUUUGCAGAGCCACUGGUACAAAACAUUUGAGCUGUUUUCACUUUGGGCAUCAUGUUAUUGCUCUAAUUUGGAUCAAUUAGUUGCGAACACUUCACGUAAACAGUAGAUUAGCUUGAACGGAAUGAUGACUUAUUGAGCCACAGUAACAAAGCAGGUUUGUCCACUUUCCAUGGCUGCCCCUGAAAAUUGCUAAGGCCAAACAGUGUUUAUCUACAACUCUGCAGUGUAUGGUCAUUUAGUUGUAUUUAGUCCCCAGGUGCACCCAUGCUGCAGCUUACCCUGCAGCCUGAAUUUGCAAACAUGAGGAAUAUAUUUAAGAAAGGGAGAAACUUUGGGAACAUUUGGAUGAAAGGGAAGAACAAAAAGACCCUUGAGUGGUGAAGAAGAGUUGAUGAAAGACGUCCCUGUAGUGUUAUUUAAAAACAUGUCCGUAGGUUUUAGAAGUGCUUCACAUCAGUAAAUGAGAAAAAAAAAAGACAAACAAUUACCUGUAUAUUUUUGUGAUGUGUAUCAUACAAGUGUGCUCAAACAAUAAUGUCCAUUCGUGUAAAUGUAUUUAUUUCACAUUGUAUAUAUUGUUCAAUGCAAAAAGAGAGACCUAUGAUUCUGUAACUUAAACUACUAUGGGUUAAAACAUUACAUGUGUUACUCCAGACUAUGCCUUUCAGGAUUAUUACAGUAGAGCAAUAUCAAUUAAAAACCAGGCUUCCAGUUUUGAAA
Molecule: messenger RNA, 7287 nt
Organism: Oreochromis aureus
Lineage: Eukaryota; Metazoa; Chordata; Actinopteri; Cichliformes; Cichlidae
Gene: esrrga
Product: estrogen-related receptor gamma a
Exons: 9
Coding region: 298-1863 (521 amino acids)
Biological process (GO): regulation of DNA-templated transcription
Cellular component (GO): nucleus
Molecular function (GO): zinc ion binding; DNA-binding transcription factor activity; sequence-specific DNA binding
Source: RefSeq, a predicted model, not a curated record